AUGCUCCGGCACCUCCGCACGCGGCGGCGUCCCCGCUACGGCGCGCACCUCUGCGCGCUGAUCGCCGCCGUGCUCCUCCUCUUCUCGGCCCUCACCACCUCCAGCUCCAACGACGACCGCAUUGACGAGCUGGACGACGCCGUCGCAGACGACGGCGGAAACGGCAGCAGCGAGGAGAUCCUCGCCGAGGAAGAUGAGGAGGACGCCUCCGCCAACCAGAACGGCGCCGUUUCCUCGAAUUACUUCUUCGACCCCGUGAGCGACGUCAUCAGGAGAGCCUUCAACCGGCGCUCGAUCGAGGAGUGGGAGGACUACGUCCCGUUCAAUUUGAAGCUCACUUCCGAUUUAGGGUUCAGCCAAGAUGAGUCCAAGCCCGUGUUCGGGUCCGACGAUGUUCUGGUAAACGAUAAAUUGCGGAAAAAAUUGAGUGAGGUGAAGAACGUCGAGGAUGCGUUGCUGUUGAAGGGGUCUGUACUGAGGGAAGGGUGGGGAGAAUGGUUCGACAAGAAGGGUGAUUUUUUGAGGAGGGAUCGUAUGUUCAAGUCCAAUAUCGAGGUUCUGAACCCGUUGCAUAAUCCAAUUUUGCAGGAUCCGGAUGGAGCUGGAGUUACUGGAUUGACUAGAGGCGAUAGGGUUUACUUGAAGGGUCUUUUGAAUGAGUUUAAGAAGACCCCUUUUCUGACAAAGAAGCCAUUGUCUAUUUCCGAAUCAGAAACUGGCAAGGAGGUCAGUGAUGAGAAAGUUGGGAGGACGGCGGAGAGGAGGACUUUGAACGACGAUCACAUCCGUAAAAUUAGGAGUAAGGAGGGUCUAGCGAAAGAUUAUUAUGCAGACGGGAAGAGAUGGGGUUACUAUCCAGGUUUAGAUGGAAGAUUGUCUUUCGGGAAUUUUAUGGAUGCAUUUUUUAGGAGAGGGAGAUGUACGAUGAGGGUGUUUAUGGUGUGGAACUCACCACCAUGGAUGUUUGGUGUUCGGCAGCAGAGGGGACUUGAGAGCCUUCUGUAUCAUCACAUGGAUGCAUGCGUGGUGGUGUUCUCUGAGACGGUAGAGCUCAAUUUCUUCAAUGGGUUCGUAAAGGAAGGUUAUAAGGUGGCUGUUGUGAUGGCAGAUCUUGAUGAGCUGCUGAAAGAUACACCAACUCAUAUUUUUGCUUCAGUCUGGCUUGAGUGGAAGAAGACAAAAUAUUACCCAACUCACUACAGUGAACUAAUCAGGCUUGCCGCCCUUUAUAAAUAUGGUGGAAUCUACCUUGAUUCGGACAUGUUAGUGUUGAAGUCACUAUCCGAUCUUAAUAAUACAAUUGGAUUCGAGUCCGAGCCUGCUGGAAGCUCUUUGAAUGGUGCUGUGAUGGCGUUUAGAAAGCACAGCCCAUUCAUCAUGUCGUGCUUGGAGGAGUUUUAUGCUUCAUAUGAUGACACCGAGUUGCGGUGGAAUGGUGCUGAUCUUUUAACUAGAGUGGCCAACAAAUUUUUGAGUAACAAAGAUAUUCCUAACAUGGGAAAUGAGCUCAUAUUGCAACCUGCUUCCGUUUUUUCCCCUAUUGAUCGCAGUUCUAUUUCAAGAUACUUCACUGCCCCGGAAACAGAGACUGAGAAACUCGAACAAGAUCGUCUCUUUCACAAAAUAUUGAACCAGUCGGCCACCAUUCAUUUCUGGGACAGCUUAACCUCUGCUCUAAUUCCCGAAACUGACAGCCUUAUUUUCAAGUUGCUGAACCGUUACUGCAUUCGUUGCUCGGAUGUGUUGUGAUAUCUAUCAGAGUAAAAUUUGUUAAACCAUUGCUCUCAAGUUCUGGACUAAUAUUUUAGCCACUUUGACAUGAGUUGAUUCACAAGGUUGUAAAGAGCACAAAUGGGAGACUUUUAUACGAUACAGAGACCAAAGAGCUGUGAUGUAGCUGUAUAUGAUAGUGUGGUCAGUGUAUCCCAUUUUGCCAUUUGUUGUGAACAUGCAGGAAAUUAAGAUCAAGCCAAUAUAUUAUAAAGUCUUUUAUCAUGUGUUGGGGCUUUUCUUUCUUGUUCGCGAAUUCCUGUUUAGUCGACCAAUUAUUCCAUUCUUGAGGAUUGUUGAACUAGAAAAAUUUCUGGAAAGGCUGAAAAUUACACUUGUUAUGUUCGUGUAUGAGAACCCUUUAUUCAAUUCCCUUAUUAUGCACACAUGGCAUACAUAUGAGAUCAGGUACAACCAAAGCUUAUUCAGAAACUAAGUUCUAACAUCACUAUUGAGGUAGUUUUGCUCUUAUCAGGUACUUAGCACGCACUUUCCCAGCCGAGGGUUCCACAAAUACUGCAUCAGAAACCUCCGCCCGUUCACUCCAUUCACAUUAUAACCACGUCCCUUUCGAUCUGCCGCAACUGUCCCCGGGUAACCUCCACCCGCACCCUCACCAUACACACCCAAACACACAUCAGCUAUCUCGUUCGGCAUCGUAUCUUUCCCUCCAAACCACCCGUUGUUCAGCGGGUUAGUCGCCGCCUCUGCCAGCUCGUGCCCGAUCACAAUCACCAUCCCGUCCACGUCAGCAUUGUCGUUCGGCGGCUUCAGCGACUUAAACGAGGGCUUUAGAUACUCGGGCAGCACGAAAGGGUACGCGCACUGGUCGGGGCAGCGGGCCCCGCUAUUCCCGACCCACGCGUACGGCACCACGCCCCCCACCACGUGUGCGAACGUGAAGUGGUGGAAACCGCAAGCCCCGUGGCAGAAGUCCUGGACCGCCACGUCAGCGGAAGUCAGGAUCAGGUACAUCCCGCUGGCGAAGUCCAGCUCAUCAGCAAAGGCCUUCUUCACGAUGUCUUGCAUGGAUAGUCGCGUGAGGUUGUGGCCGUGGGAGUAGUUUGGGUCGGGAGAUUCGGACGAGAGGUUUACGGUGCUCGUGACGUUGGAGUUCGUCUGGUCUGUGUAGAGGGUUACGGUUCGCCACCAGUCGGAGACAGAAGGGCUUUUGAGAGCUCGGGUGGAGAGUGAGCUGACGAAGUCUCGGAUGAUGUUUUGUUGUGUGGGGGUCCACUUGCCGUACCAUAUUAUGUGGAGGUUUAAUGGGUUUGAUGCUAAAACGGGUCCCAUGUGGUAAGAUGGUUCGGUUUCCUGGCUGGAUGAGAAUGUAGAGGGUUGAGAAAAUGAGGCAUAAUACAAUAUGAGGAUCAUCAGCAUNUG
This is a messenger RNA of Striga asiatica, 3153 nucleotides long. The record is from the annotation of a GenBank genome assembly. NCBI's taxonomy places the organism in Eukaryota, Viridiplantae, Streptophyta, Magnoliopsida, Lamiales, Orobanchaceae.